This is a messenger RNA of Pestalotiopsis fici W106-1, 1401 nucleotides long. RefSeq lists its product as uncharacterized. The record is from RefSeq and is a predicted model, not a curated record. NCBI's taxonomy places the organism in Eukaryota, Fungi, Ascomycota, Sordariomycetes, Amphisphaeriales, Sporocadaceae. The coding region runs from base 1 to 1401 and encodes 466 amino acids. The transcript has 5 exons.
AUGCCUCUUGCUGCUGUCCAGAACCCUCCGGCGCCGACAGAGUCCAAGUCUGCAAAGAAGAAGAAGGCCAAGGCUGAGCAGCAGCGCACCGACUCACCCGCCCCAACAGCUUCUCCCGCUCCCGAGAAGGCUGCUUCAGUCUCUGGUGACGAUGCUGCUGAGAGUCCCUACGUCAAGGAGCUCCAGAAGAACAUUCGCAAUGUCGCCAAGAAGAUUAGCAAUGUCAACAAGACCGUCGACUUGAUUAGCCAGUACAAGGGCAAAUCUCUCGACGAGCUUGUCGCUGCCAAGAUCAUCAACCCCGACCAGAAGAGCCAGAUCUCCAAGAAGCCGCAACUUGAGUCCCAGCUCGCUCAGCUCGAGGAGCAAGUUGCACAGUACAAGAAGGUGGACGAGGAAUACCGAUCUCGUGGUGCCGCUGACAAGGCCAAGCUUGAGAAGGAGCUUACUGAGAAGCUGGAGAAGGAGAAGGCCGAUGCUUUGGUUGCUGUUACUGCCAAGGCCGCUGCCGAUAUCCAAAAGGCCCAGCAUGAUGGCCUACUUGUCCUUUCGCAAUUUCUACGACUGGCAGCCGCUCGGCGAUCGGAGGAUGCCGACGCAGGCCUGGACGAGAACAUGGCCUUGGAGGGCGUUCUUCUGAAUGUCUACUCUGGUGACGAGAACGCUGUCUCCACCAUGCUCAAGCUCAUUGAGGGCUCGGAAGAGAAGACCCGAAGCGUCAGUGGUGAUGAGCUUCAGACCACUUUUGCCCAAGUCAAGGAGGCUUCUACAACCCACGCCAAGACGUUCGCCGUUGAGGCCGAGACUGAGGCCGAGACUGAGGCCAAUGCUGUACCUGAGGCAGUAGAGUCAGCCCCUGCCCAGUCCACAUCGAUCGAGACCGACCCUACCAUUGCCUAUGCUGGCUUGACCGAGAUCGACACCGUCAAUACCUCUGUUGCGCCCACAAACGGACAUGCUGAGCCGACUUCAGCCUCGGGUAUCCCCGCCAGCGCCAAUGUUGGCGAUGAGGCCGCCAAUGCUGCCGCUGAAUCUCAGUGGGACCCUGCCAGUAACGAUUUGAGCGCCUCGGUUACACAGGAGGACUGGGUUAAGGUUCCCCGUGACCCUGCCGAGACGGAGACUGGUCUUGAAGCUACGCCUGCCGCUACUGGACCUGUUCAGUCCUGGGCUGACGACCAGCCCGAGCAUGCCACCGAGGCCCCUGCCCAAGCCGACGAUGGAUUCCAGUCUGUCCAGCGCAACCGACCUCGCGGCCAGGGUGACAACAAUGGUCACCGCGGUCGAGGCAGAGGUGAUGGUUACCGUGGACGCGGUCGUGGCGACGGCCGUGGCAGAGGUCGCGGUCAGGGCCGCGGUAACUUUGGCAACCGUGGCGCUCGACGUGGCGGAGAGUCGUAG